This is a messenger RNA of Metschnikowia bicuspidata var. bicuspidata NRRL YB-4993, 1752 nucleotides long. RefSeq names its product tRNA dihydrouridine synthase (gene DUS4). The coding region runs from base 1 to 1752 and encodes 583 amino acids. The transcript is spliced from 2 exons. The record is from RefSeq and is a predicted model, not a curated record. Gene Ontology annotation, molecular function: flavin adenine dinucleotide binding; tRNA dihydrouridine synthase activity. Gene Ontology annotation, biological process: tRNA processing. Lineage: Eukaryota; Fungi; Ascomycota; Pichiomycetes; Serinales; Metschnikowiaceae.
AUGUCUCUCCCCGCCAGAAACCCCAAGCACAACCCGCUCUUCAUCCUCAAAACGUGCAAGGCGCUAAAUGGGCGUCCGGCUUAUAUUGCCGGUCCCAUGGUGCGUUACCUGAAGCUCCCGUUUCGCGAGUUGGUCAGGCACUACAACACCGACAUCGUGUAUACGCCGAUGAUCUUGGCCCGGGAGUUUGUCCGAAACGAGACCGCUCGUAUCAGCGACUUCACCACCAACGAGCGGGACCGCAGCGUCAUCGUGCAGGUCGGCUGCAACAAUGUCGAAGAUCUUUUGAAGUUUGUCGAGAUGAUCCAUCCGUACGUCGAUGGAAUCGGGCUCAACUGCGGGUGUCCGAUCCGCGAACAGGUGCGCGAAGGUAUCGGCGCUGCUUUGAUGUCGGAGCCCGAGCUCGUGGCCAGCAUGGUCAAGGCUGUCAAAGACAAGUACGGAGACCGUGUGUGUCUCGAAACCAAGAUCCGCAUCCACAGCAAUCUCGACGAGACGGUGCGGUUUGUCAAGAUGGUCGAGGCUGCGGGCGUGGACUUCAUCACAGUGCACGGACGGACGAAAACAACACGGCUGUCUGUGCCAGCAAAUUUUGACGCGAUCAAGUUGGUCAAGGAGUCCGUGGUACCCACUGUCCCGGAUCCCAAGAAACACAACCUCACGAUAGCCCCCACUGUUGCCACGCACUUAGUUCUGCUCGCCACAGCACCCAUCAAAAUCAGCAUGUCUCUCCCCGCCAGAAACCCCAAGCACAACCCGCUCUUCAUCCUCAAAACGUGCAAGGCGCUAAAUGGGCGUCCGGCUUAUAUUGCCGGUCCCAUGGUGCGUUACCUGAAGCUCCCGUUUCGCGAGUUGGUCAGGCACUACAACACCGACAUCGUGUAUACGCCGAUGAUCUUGGCCCGGGAGUUUGUCCGAAACGAGACCGCUCGUAUCAGCGACUUCACCACCAACGAGCGGGACCGCAGCGUCAUCGUGCAGGUCGGCUGCAACAAUGUCGAAGAUCUUUUGAAGUUUGUCGAGAUGAUCCAUCCGUACGUCGAUGGAAUCGGGCUCAACUGCGGGUGUCCGAUCCGCGAACAGGUGCGCGAAGGUAUCGGCGCUGCUUUGAUGUCGGAGCCCGAGCUCGUGGCCAGCAUGGUCAAGGCUGUCAAAGACAAGUACGGAGACCGUGUGUGUCUCGAAACCAAGAUCCGCAUCCACAGCAAUCUCGACGAGACGGUGCGGUUUGUCAAGAUGGUCGAGGCUGCGGGCGUGGACUUCAUCACAGUGCACGGACGGACGAAAACAACACGGCUGUCUGUGCCAGCAAAUUUUGACGCGAUCAAGUUGGUCAAGGAGUCCGUGGGUGUGCCUGUGGUGGCCAACGGCGACUGUUUCCUGUUCGAUGAUGCCACGAAGAUCGCGGACUUUACUGGCGUGGACGGCGUCAUGGCCGUGCGGGGCAUCUUGUCCAACCCGGCACUUUUCGCGGGCUUCGACAAAACGCCAUGGGCGGCCGUCGAGCGUUUCUGGCACUUGGCCACAAGCUACGGAUUGCCCUUCCGCAUCACUCAGCACCACUUAUCGGAGAUGAUGGACAAGCUCAUCCCACGCAAGUACUUGAAGGAGAUGAACGAGCUCACCAACUUGGUCGAUCUCAUCGACUGGUUCGACUUCCACUUCAUGCUAAAACGGGAGGGACAACCGGGUUUUGCCACGCUGGUCGACGUCACGUGGCGGGAACACCGCGGCGAUGCUGCCCAUAUCUGA